Marchantia polymorpha subsp. ruderalis is the source of this 2767-nucleotide messenger RNA. The record is from the annotation of a GenBank genome assembly. NCBI's taxonomy places the organism in Eukaryota, Viridiplantae, Streptophyta, Marchantiopsida, Marchantiales, Marchantiaceae.
AAUGCUCGAGCCAUAGGAAAGAGAAAAGCAUUGGAGCUCGAAAUUGGACGCGAACCGGCUGAAGCAAAGCCGCUACCCAGCCGAACGAACGACCGACCGAACACUCGAGACAAGCUCCGCAAGCCAAAUUCACUUGCACGACAGAGUCGACAGCGAGACGGGCCCGAAAGAGGGAGAGCGAGGGCGAGAGCGAGAGCGAGGAGGGAAUGCUCGCUGCGGACGAGGGACGGACUAAUCGCGCCGCAAGGGAUCGGCAGCCCUGUUCAGAGGCGAAUUCAAGAAGGGCGAAGAGAUUGAUGAUGGCUCGAUCUGGCAGCAAUUUGGGGUCUCGUUUGUGACUGACCUGGAGGAGUUUCAGCGCAUCGAGGUGUGCGUGCUCUCACUUGUGUGCGUGGCAUGGGCUGUGUCCUGUCGGAUGGUAGGACAGGGGUGAAGACGAGGAGGGGCCGCAUGGAGUGAUGGAGAUUAGGGAAAGUUUGAGUUUCGUUCGGGCCCGGUGGUGAGAAGAUGGUUUUCGACCUUCGAUGAUGAUUUGUUGGAGCAGGCGGGUCUUCUUUUUGUGAAUUUUCGCACUGCAGCUUCGUUCCAGGAGAGUGUCUUCAGUGGGCAGAGUUCUGUUGGGACUGACAAGAUGUGGCACGAGGCUCGCCGAUCGGAGAAAAAAGUCCAUGAGUUGAUGGAUGCCGCGAGGAAGAGGUCCGAACGAAGGGCACUCUUCCUCGCCAAAAGGCGGGGCGACCCUCACCAAUCAUUGCGCCUUGUUGGGACGCGCUGCCGUAUGCACCACGAUGCUGCCAUAUAUCAAGCGACUCAGGACCAACAAGGCUUGAUUCCUUGGAAUGGCAAGCAAACCAAUCUUAUCGACAGGUUUGAUGGUCGAGCACUUCUGGAUGUAAUUCGAGAGUAUGAUCCUCGGACACGCCCUGUCAGGGAGAAAACCGAAGAGGAAGAAGAGUUAGAUGAGCUGGUAAACUUCGAGCGUUAUCGAGACUUGAUCAAACAACGACGUCGUGGAUUCACCGAUGAACAGGGGCUUGAGGAUGUUGAACAGGAGCUGGAAACAAGAGCCAUAGCCCCUUUGUCCGCAGACAGGCAACGAGUAUUGCAGGCCACGUCAGGGAAAGGGGCGUAUGCCCAGGUUGCUUUCGCUUAUGAGGGAGAAGGCCGCGACGACAGUCAGACCUUGGACAGUGAUGACGAAGAAGAGGACGAAGAUGAAGAAGUGAGCAGCAGUGAAGACAGUGAGGAUGACGAGAUCGAGAACAUUGGGAAGGACCAUGGAGUGCAGCGGUUUAACUGGCUGGUUCAUCUGGAUAGAAAAGCCAAGGAAGAAGAGAAACGUCAGAAAGAGGCUGCCAAAGGAGACCCAGCGAUGAGAAAGCUGAGUCGGAAGGAGAGACGGAAAGCGUCGCAACAAGAAAGAGAAAGGGAGAAGGAAGCAGCAAGGCUUGCAACUAGAACAACAGUGUAUCAUGAUCCGUACAGAGAGCCUAGAGGAAGUCCGACAUACGAGGCUUACUCUCGUUCACGGAGGGACAGAGACAGGUCAAGAUCAAGAUCCCCAACACCAUCAGGGUCUCGGCGAUACGAUCGAUAUAGUGAGCGGAGCAGGGAUCGCGAUAAGAGGAGAAGAACUCGAGCAUCAACACCUAAAAUAGAGUACAUUACGGAAUUCGGUAUUGCAGAGGGAGAGCACGGUCUUGCUGGGGGGGGAGUCGCUCCGCCACCAUCACCUCCAUCUCAACUUGAAACAUUGAACCGGCAUCCCACAGGGCGCAUCCUUGAGGCACUUCAUGUAGAUCCAGCAGCAACAGCUGCAGCCUCUGGUGCCCUGACCUCUGAGUGGGAAAGAACUCACAGAGAAGUGAAGGUUCCAUCUACAAGCACUUCAUCAGUUUCUGCGAUUGCAAAGCUUAGCAAGCCAGCUCCUCCCUCGUCCACUCCAUCACAGAAAACUCAAUCUGGUGAAAAGAAGGAGACGCCACAGGAGCGGCUGAAGAGAAUCAUGAGCAAACAACUCAAUAAACAGAUCAAGAAAGACACUGUGACUGAAGCGGCAAAGCGACGCGAACAGGAGAGAGAAAGGCAGGAGAAGCUAGCAGAGACCCGGAGAAUCGCACAACGGAAGCACCACAGUCGAUCGGAUAGUCGAUCGCCUAGAAGGUUCUGAUUUGUUCUUGAAUCGUCUUCAAGGCCGAGUUCGUUUAUUUGGUAUCAUAGGAGCAGAAGUCGGAGUCCAUUAAGGUCUUAUCCUCGUUCGCCGUCCCGAUCUCGGAGCAGUCGGACAAGGAGCUGAAGAUAUCUCAAAUACAACCAUUGACCGACUUACAUCAAGCCUUUUUUUUGAUAAAGAAAUCACUGCUCGUGCAUGUGGUCUACAGUUGUCACUUUUACAUUACUCCAUCCCCUCUUAGACUGCAACGGAGUUCAAUAUCCACUCGAUUCAUAAACGCUAGUGCUUGCAAUAGGCAGUUUAAAGAAACGUUUUGGUGGCAUCUGAUAUGCCUGGUCUAAUAUGCCCCCAGGUUUCUCUGAAGGUUUUGAUAGAAACUGAACGUGGAUUAUUUUGUGUCUAGCAAAUCCACCGUCUCCAGUAGAUGUAGCUACGUUACUGUUAUUUAGGUUGUAGAGUAAAAAUGUUUGCUUUAGUUCUUACUCAGUUGUUAAGGCCUCGUGUUAGCAAUCUUCAUUCAGUACGAAAAAGAGUGAAGAAAAUCAAUGAAUGUGAAUACUUCAUAUUCUUCUGUACCUUCCCUGUUUGAUGAAG